AUGGUACGCGUGGAGCCGCAAUUUUCGGUGCAGUCUGCUCAUACUUUACUCCAAUAUCUACAUGCUUGCCAAAGAUCUGAAACUCAUUGUGCUGAAGCCAUGAUUGGCGUAGCUAGAUUGAGUAGCUGUCGACGCUUCAUAAAUGACAUUAAGUACGCUCUCAAUAGGCGGGAUGGAACCUGCAGUAUGCUGUUCCAUCAACAAGAGAGUAUUCAUGCACGUGACCGUCUGUCUCGAUCGACGCCAUUCCAUUGUAUUUCAUGCUUUUAUCGUCAGUCAAGCUCUCUGGUGCUGGAGUCGCCACUACGUCGAAAGUUGAGGCACCAUGUUGCCUAA
Messenger RNA from Plasmopara halstedii, 336 nucleotides. RefSeq lists its product as uncharacterized. The coding region runs from base 1 to 336 and encodes 111 amino acids. Lineage: Eukaryota; Oomycota; Peronosporomycetes; Peronosporales; Peronosporaceae. The record is from RefSeq and is a predicted model, not a curated record. The transcript is spliced from 4 exons.